AUGUUGUCAGUGGUAACAGACUGCGGCUCUGACUUCUCGACUAAACCAGUGGUAACAGACUGCGGCUCUGACUUCUCGACUAAACCAGUGGUAACAGACUGCGGCUCUGACUUCUCGACUAAACCAGUGGUAACAGACUGCGGCUCUGACUUCUCGACUAAACCAGUGGUAACAGACUGCGGCUCUGACUUCUCGACUAAACCCGUGGUAACAGACUGCGGCUCUGACUUCUUGACUAAACCAGUGGUAACAGACUGCGGCUCUGACUUCUUGACUAAACCAGUGGUAACAGACUGCGGCUCUGACUUCUUGACUAAACCAGUGGUAACAGACUGCGGCUCUGACUUCUUGACUAAACCAGUGGUAACAGACUGCGGCUCUGACUUCUUGACUAAACCAGUGGUAACAGACUGCGGCUCUGACUUCUUGACUAAACCAGUGGUAACAGACUGCGGCUCUGACUUCUUGACUAAACCAGUGGUAACAGACUGCGGCUCUGACUUCUUGACUAAACCAGUGACUGCGGCUCUGACUUCUCGAAGAACAGACUGCCGCUCUGACUUCUUGACUAAACCAGUGGUAACAGACUGCGGCUCUGACUUCUUGACUAAACCAGUGGUAACAGACUGCGGCUCUGACUUCUUGACUAAACCAGUGGUAACAGACUGCGGCUCUGACUUCUUAACUAAACCAGUGGUAACAGACUGCGGCUCUGACUUCUUGACUAAACCAGUGGUAACAGACUGCGGCUCUGACUUCUCGACUAAACCUGUGGUAACAGACUGCGGCUCUGACUUCUUGACUAAACCAGUGGUAACAGACUGCGGCUCUGACUUCUUGACUAAACCAGUGGUAACAGACUGCGGCUCUGACUUCUCGACUAAACCUGUGGUAACAGACUGCGGCAAUGACUUCUCGACUAAACCUGUGGUAACAGACUGCGGCUCUGACUUCUUGACUAAACCAGUGGUAACAGACUGCGGCUCUGACUUCUCGACUAAACCAGUGGUAACAGACUGCGGCUCUGACUUCUCGGCUUCCACGAAAUGUUUAGUGUAUGCAGGAAUAUUAUUUACUAGCUUGCCUUGUAAGAGAAAAACAAACUUUUUGAAACGCAAGCCUACAGAAAAGAUGCACAAAUUUACAAAAUCACAGAUAGUCGUUCUCUAG
Molecule: messenger RNA, 1170 nt
Organism: Biomphalaria glabrata
Lineage: Eukaryota; Metazoa; Mollusca; Gastropoda; Planorbidae
Product: protein IWS1 homolog
Exons: 3
Coding region: 1-1170 (389 amino acids)
Source: RefSeq, a predicted model, not a curated record